UUUGUGAACAUUAUUAUCAGAAACAACAUAGAUUGCAGAGAGGUGUAACAAAUUCAAUUUCUCUUACAAUAUAAAAACAACAAAAAUAUGUCAUACAUAUGAUAAUCUCUUCCCCAAACCUUUGAUCAGAUGGCUUCAAUUCCCAAUUUGCAAGGGACUUGGCAUAAGCGUGUGACAGUACAAAACAGCCAUGGUGAGGAACUUGUGGGCGUGCUACAUGAAACAAAUUCCCUGGAGCUUGUAAUUAUCUGUCAUGGUUUCAGAUCAACGAAGGAUCGGAUCCCCAUGGUGAAUCUUGCUGCUGCUUUUGAGAAAGAAGGAAUUAGUGCCUUCCGCUUUGACUUUGCAGGAAAUGGUGAAAGCGAAGGUUCCUUUCAGUAUGGUAACUACCGUAGAGAAGGUGAUGAUCUUCGUGCCAUAGUUGAGCACUUUCAUGAGGAGGAGCGUUUCAUAGCAGCAAUAGUUGGUCAUAGCAAAGGAGGAAAUGCUGUGCUCUUGUAUGCUUCGAGAUACAGGGAUGUACAAACUGUCAUCAAUAUUUCUGGCCGCUUCAAUCUUGAGAGAGGCAUAGAGGGUCGCUUGGGCAGAGACUUCAAAGAAAAGAUAAACUGGGAUGGUUUUAUUGAUGUUAGAAAUAGAAAAGGAAGGUUCGAAUAUCGUGUCACUGAGGAAAGCUUGAUGGAUCGUCUAACAACUGAUACUCGUGGAGCAUGUCAAAGUAUACCCAAUAGCUGCAGGGUGUUGACAAUCCAUGGUACAAUGGACGAAAUGGUCCCAGUUGAAGAUGCUAUGGAAUUUGCCAAGAAUGUGCCAAAUCAUAAAUUACACAUUAUCGAAGGGGCUGAUCAUGAAUUCACCUUGCAUCAAGAUGAGUUGGCUUCAGUUGUGGUGGCUUUUGUGAAAGCGGGUUUAUGUGGAGACUACAUGGCUAUGCCAUCUCGGUCGUGCAAAAAAACAAGUGGAGAUAUACAUUCACGAUUUUGAUCCAAUAUCCUUCCGUUGUAUACAAGUUUACUAUUUACCAACACCAAGUAGACAACAAAAUAGCUUGUAAGUGAGCGCAGCCACUGUUGUGACUUGCAUCUCACCACUAAUGAAAUAGAGUUUUUGACGGACCAAAUGCCAAGACUCGGGGCAUCACAUGAAAGUUAGUAUUUGAGAAUGUGCAGAUACUGCAGAGGGUGGGAAAGAAAACAAGAAAAGGAUAUUAUAAUAGUAAUGGGGGUUGUUUCCUUUCCUACUUUUGCUGGGAAGAACCUUCUUUCAACUUUCUGUCAAAUUUUAUAUCAAACAUGAUGAUCGUUGAUUUAUACAUGAAGCGAAACGUUGAAAUUGCUCCAUU
Molecule: messenger RNA, 1342 nt
Organism: Lycium ferocissimum
Lineage: Eukaryota; Viridiplantae; Streptophyta; Magnoliopsida; Solanales; Solanaceae
Exons: 7
Coding region: 130-984 (284 amino acids)
Source: RefSeq, a predicted model, not a curated record